Molecule: messenger RNA, 627 nt
Organism: Meleagris gallopavo (turkey)
Lineage: Eukaryota; Metazoa; Chordata; Aves; Galliformes; Phasianidae
Source: RefSeq, a predicted model, not a curated record
AAGCCCCUCGCUCUCCUCCCAGGUGAUUGGGAAGCGUGUCCCCCCAGACCAGCUGAUGAGCCUCCUGCUCGCCAUGUUUGAGGGGCUGGCAGACCCCGACAAGAACUGCUCCCGUGCGGCCACCGUCAUGAUCAACGCUCUGCUCAAGGAGCGGGGGGCGGUCCUGCAGGACAAGGUGCCCGACAUCAUGAGCAUCAUCCACGGCAAGCUGCAGGAGGUGGACGAGGAGCACGUGCGCAAGGCAGCCCAGCAGACGGUGUACAUCCUGGCAGCCCAGCACACCGCCGUGGUGGUGUCCAGCCUGCUGGGCAGCGCGCUGCCCUUCGACAGCCACACGUGUGCCAUGUGGCGGGCCCUGGCCACGGAGCCCAGCCUGACGGCGCAGAUCCUGGAGCAGCUGCUGGAGAAGGUGACGCGGGACGUGCCCUACAAGGAGAGCAGAACCUUCCUGCUGGGCGGCAGCUCGGAGCGCGUGGCCACGCCGCUGCCCAUGGCCGUGAGUGUCCCUCGUUUCCGCGCUCGGGGCCGUGCCAGGCGUGGGUCUGGAAGGCGGCGUGACGCCUCUCCGCGUUAAUCCGCCGCUCGUAAAACCCGCUCAGGUGUCCGUCCUCGGCGGGGCAGAGAGCG